This is a messenger RNA of Rhizophagus irregularis DAOM 181602=DAOM 197198, 1798 nucleotides long. Lineage: Eukaryota; Fungi; Glomeromycota; Glomeromycetes; Glomerales; Glomeraceae. The record is from RefSeq and is a predicted model, not a curated record.
GGAAGAAAAAAUGACGACAAAUAUAACAUCAAAUAAUAAUAAUAAUAGUUCUCUCACUUCUAUAGAUGUCGAUGGUUCUUCGAAUCAGCAUUCAGAUCAUCAAUUAUCGGAAAGUAAUGACAAUAAUUCCAAUAAUUCUAUCUCGUCAACAAAUCAACAAAAUAAUGUUCUGACUUCGAAUGAAUUUGAUAACGUGGAUACUGAAAUUAAAAGUGAUAUACAAGAAACUACUGAAAAGAAUAAACAUCUUGAAGAUGAAAUCCUAAAACUUAAAACAGAAUUAGAAAAUUCUCAACAAAAGACAAUUGAACAAAAGCAAACAAUAAUUAAACAGGGAGCUAUGAUUAUAGAACUUCAAGACAGUAAAAAGAAGAUCGAAGAUGUUUAUACGAAAUUCAAACAACGAUUGAGGGAAAAAUCAUCAGAAGUUCAAUCAUUGAUACAAAGGAAUAGCGAACUAGAAAAUGAAGCUUCAAAUUAUCAAUCAGCACUUGGAGUUGCAACAAAUAUCAACAUUAGUGACGAUGAUAUAAAUCAUAACGUUCAACUUCACGACGAUGUCUUGUCAUUACAAGACAAGAUUGAUGACUAUGUAACAAAUUUAGGAAAAUUAAAUGUGAAUAUUAAAAUUGAUGAAAUUAAAAAACUUUUACCACGUUAUGGAUGUCAAAUCAAGAUCGAUCCGUAUAACGUGGAUAAACAAUUUAUUAAAGCUAUAUUGCGACGUCACGUGCUAGAAACAAUUUUUGAGUUUGCAAGAGAUUUUUUUUCUAAUAAUGAGGGGGAUAAUUAUCUCGAAUCAGUUGUCGUAAAAAAAACAGAUGAAUUAUAUGGACUGAUGGAAAAGUUCUCCUCUACUCGUGGUGGAACUGAUGAAAUAACAAAAGUUACACCUAUAAAGUUACGUCAACUAAUAUAUACCGCUCUUGGAAUGAGAGGUCUCGGGGACAUAAAAGAAUCAGAUAAAUCAGAUAACAUAUGUGUAAACAACUUUAUUACUGAAAAAUUCUCAGAAAAUCUUAACAAGUCAAUGGAUCAAUAUCGCGUUAUAACAAAUCCCAAAAAGAAAGAGAGUGCCGAUAGGUUGUCAAAAAUUCUUAUUCAGGAAGUUUUUAGAAUUUUUUAUUUUCGUUUAAAAAUACAGGAACCAAUAGCUCAAUAUCAUUGGUUUAAUUGUGGCGAUAAAGUUAGUAAAACUUCCAUGGAUACAAAUUGGGAUGAAGAUGAGAUUGACGAGUUAGUCGUUGAAUUAUGUACUUUUCCACUUAUUUAUCAAGUCAUUAAUUCAAAUCAAGAAGUUUUUACAUCUGCAAAAGUUUUCACUCGUCGUGUUCCUCAACCGAGUCCGAGUCUUAUACAAAAUGUUGGGUCCUUGUUCAAAGGUAUAACAGGCCUUUUAAGCAAUAAUUCAGAUAAUUCAGAUCAAGCCGAGCAACCAAAUAAUGAUUUUACCGUACAAAAUACCGCCAAUGCCACCGCAUCAGACGAUUCUGGUGAAUAUGAGACGGGUCAAGAAAAUGACGAGGAAGAUAUAGGAACAAAUACAACAAAUACGGUUGAAACUCCCCAAUAGAAAAUGAUUAGAUUUAUAAAUUAAAAGACGUACUUAUUCUUUAUUCUAUCUUAUUUGUUACUUUUUAAAAUUGAAAUUAUUCUAGCGAGUAUUUCCAUUGUUAUAUAUAAACCCAAAUUUUUUUUAAGAUUAUUUUCAGUGUCACUUUCUUUAUUUUUUUUUCUCACGAGAACGAUAUUAUAAAAUAAGUUUUAACUUUUGAAAUAAAAAUGAGAUCCUAUUCUC